CACGCGACUGAUCGACGCACCGGCUACGGCACAUCCACGCUCGCCGCGUGUGUUUGUGAUGUGUGUGUAGCGACCAACAAUCAGUCCAAUCAAGUGUGUGUGUGUUUCUGUGUGAUCGUAAUCAUGGCUGUGGAUGGUACGGAUGAGAAUAAUUUGGAACAAGGUAUUUACACAAAAGAUGCAGCCCGUCUUGGAAAGAAUGGACGCCGCCGAAGAUCUUUAUCAGAUCUCAGUUCAUCUCAGAAGUGUGGAGCCUGGGCCUCACAUUUUCAGCGGCUCUUUGUGUCGUUUAUCGGAGCGGAUUGGAUCUACCUCAUGCUCCUGGGGUUCAUCAUGGCCGUGCUCAGCUUCACCGUGGAUAUCUUUGUUGACCUCUUCACAGAGGCACACAGCUGGAUCUACAAUCUUGCAGACAGUCAUGUUGUCUUGCAGUAUUUGGCGUGGGUCACUUAUUCUCUGUUUCUAAUGUGCUUCGCAGCAGGAUUCGCAAACAUGAUGUCAAUUCAGGCCACCGGGUCUGGGAUUCCCGAAACCAAGACAUCUCUGAGAGGAGUGAUGCUGCAGGAAUAUUUCACCUUCAGAACAUUAGUGUCCAAAGUCAUCAGUUUAACCUGUGUGCUCGGAAGUGAAUUACCUGUGGGCAAGGAGGGUCCGUUCGUGCAUGUCGGCAGUGUGUGUGCUGCUCUUCUCUGCAGAUUCAUGUCGCUCUUCAGUGGCAUUUAUAAGAAUAAGGCCAGGAACGAGGAGAUGCUGACGGUGGGAUGUGCUGUGGGAAUCAGCUGCUGCUUCGCUGCUCCUAUUGGAGGUGCGUUAUUCAGUUUGGAGGUCACAUCUAUGUUUUUCGUUGCACGAAACUACUGGCGUGGAUUUCUGUCUGCUACGUUCGGUGCCUUCAUCUUCAGACUUCUGCCGGUGUGGAACAGACAGGAAGAGACACUUACGGCUCUUUAUGCAACAAAAUACAGGCUGGACUUUCCUUUUGACCUCUACGAGCUUCCCAUCUUUGCUGCGAUGGGGAUAUUAUGUGGCUUUGGUGGUGCCUUCUUUGUGUAUUUGUAUGGAAAGAUUUCUCUGUUUGUGAAGAAGCAGAAAGCCAAGAACAGCUUCCUCAUGAAGAACUGUUUCUUAUAUUCGGCUUUGGUCUCUGUGCUGAUUUCUACGCUCACUUUCCCUCCAGGCUUUGGGCAGUUCAUGGGUGGACGGCUCACAAAAAAGGAUUCCUUGAUUUCAUUUUUUGACAAUCGCACCUGGUCAAAUCAUGGCAUCGUAGCAGACUUUGAUAAUGAUGAUCACCUAGCCACCUGGAAACAUCCGCAGGCUAACGUCUUCAUCAUUCUCUCCGUCUUCAUCAUCAUGAAGUUCUGGAUGUCUGCUCUUUCCAUUACCCUUCCUAUACCAUGUGGUUCCUUCGUUCCCAUUUUCGUCAUUGGUGCUGCCUUUGGCCGCUUGGUGGGUGAAGGUUUGGCCACGUUGUUUCCCGAUGGAUUUAACGUUGAUGGACACAUAUACCACAUAGUGCCCGGAGCGUAUGCUGUUAUAGGAGCAGCAGCGUUAGCGGCAGGAGUCACUCACACGAUCUCGACUGGUGUGAUCAUGAUGGAGUUGACGGGUCAGAUCAAUUAUACACUGCCCAUCCUGAUCUCUGUGAUUCUGGCCAACAUGGUCUCUCAGAGUCUUCAGCCUUCCAUCUAUGACACGGCUAUCCGCAUUAAAAAACUGCCUUACCUGCCCAUGCUUAGCUGGGGCCACCGAGAGAAGUAUAAUAUUUAUGUGGAGGACUUUAUGAAAAGAGAUGUUCGUUAUAUCACACUGAACUCCACCUACAGAGACAUAAUCAAGAUCCUACGUUCAGGAAAUCUGAAAACACUGCCUUUGGUGAAAUCUGCAGAGUCGAUGCUCUUGCUGGGCUCUGUCGAGCGCGUUCAGUUACUGGGGCUCUUAACACAGCGAAUGCAGCAUCUGCGAGAGGACAAUGCAUCCACCAUGCCUGUCAGAUACAAGGUUCGCUUCCAGGUCAGACAUGGUGAGUAUGAGUGUGUUUAUAUGGUUAAACCUCUGAAAUUUUGUAUUAUGAUGUGGCCUGUAGACGAAGAAGAGAUUACAAGUGUUUAUGAUUCUGGCCUUAACUUAAAAAAGUUCUUCUGUUCUCGUCCUGAGAUCGAGGCAAUGGAGGAUGACUCAGACGCAGAGGAUGAUACGAUACUUCUUGAGAUUGAGGAGUGGGAGGAGCAACAGCUUGUCGAGCAGGUGACCUUCAGCAGCUGUAAGAUUGACCCCGCCCCCUUCCAGCUGGUAGAGCACACUUCACUGCACAAGACUCACACCAUGUUUUCUGUGUUGAAUCUGGAUUACGCUUACGUCACCAGCAUCGGGCGACUCAUCGGAGCUGUUUCAUUGAAAGAGUUGCGUGAAGCGAUCGAAGGCUGCACGCCGGCAGACGGUGUGAGGUUGCGUCCCGUUCUGUCCACUUUCAGAGACCGAGGCGUUCGAGGAACCAUGACCGAAACCAUUGCACUCCACCAACUCCUGGAGCAUCAGAUCAGCAGGUGAAGCAGAGACCAAACGCACAAAACCAUUAGUAGCUCUAUAGAGACGCUUUCUGUUUUUACUGAAGGAUUCACGAGUGUCUGUUCUCCUUCAAGUCUCUUUCUGUUCCCAUUUCUGCACUAAUUCCACUUUCCAGUUGUGCCAGCAAUAUAUAAAUGAAGUAAAUGUUGUUUUUCAAUUCAUUCUAACCAGUGUAAAUGUUUCUGUUAGUGUGUGUGUCAGCCUGUAGUAUGUAUAAUUCUCUGUGUAAAACAAUAGAAGUUGAUGGAAAUGUGUGCUUGUUGCAGAAGUGGACUAAAAAGGGGGGUUUUAUAUACAGAUUGUUCUCUGAAUGCGAUGGGCAUUAAGCGUUCCUCUCCAUCACUUGUUGGUUAAAGUGUUUGUUGUUAAUUUAUUUUCAUUUUAAUUUUGUUCUUGUAGCAGAAAAGCAGCAUGAGAGCAUUAAGUCUCAUUCUGAUUCAUUUAGGUUUUUUGCUGUUAAGUACAUUUUAGUUUAACACUGUGUUUUAUUGGUGCUUUUUAACAAGAACAAAAAAACCUCGAGUGAAUAACAUUUUCACUAUUGCAUUUUAAAAACUCUAGUUGAAUUGCAGUGUAACCUCAGAGAAAAAUAAAUAAAAACAUACUUUUUAUUGGUAUUACUAUUCUGUUAAAUAAUAACUAUAUUAGAAAUACAGUAUUGGAGAAAGUGCUAUUUUUACUAGUUUCUUGAUCAUGAAUCUAGAAAAUUGAAAUGCUGGUAAAGUAUAAGGAUUACAAUAACACUGAGGAAAUUGUGCAUUUUUAUUGGUAUCUGGAUUGGAAAUCAAGACAAUUUAAAUAAAUACAUAACUAGGGGCAAAAUGUGCACUUUUUAAGCAAGAAAACAGAAUUGCUGUUAAAUAAAGUGUAAUAAUAACAAUAUCGGGAGAAAUAUUGCACUUUUUAUUAGUUUCUUGGUCAUAAAUCUAGAAAAUGUAAAUGCUGUUAAAAAAAUAAAAAAAUAAAAUAUAAUAAUUACAACAAUAUUAGGAAAAAAUGUGCGUUGUUUUCAACACAUGUAACCUUUUUGGAAGAUGAAUCACAUGCAUUUCUUCAAUUCCUACCUCGUUUUCAGACAUAAGAAACAAAAGUUGCAAGGUUUAUUGGUGCUGA
Messenger RNA from Cyprinus carpio (common carp), 3681 nucleotides. RefSeq names its product chloride channel 2c. Gene Ontology annotation, cellular component: membrane. The record is from RefSeq and is a predicted model, not a curated record. Lineage: Eukaryota; Metazoa; Chordata; Actinopteri; Cypriniformes; Cyprinidae. The coding region runs from base 124 to 2550 and encodes 808 amino acids. The transcript has 23 exons. Gene Ontology annotation, biological process: chloride transport; transmembrane transport. Gene Ontology annotation, molecular function: voltage-gated chloride channel activity.